UUUCCGCCGCCGCCAUCUCCUUCUUCCUCUUCCCCUUCUGAUUCUUCAUUGCCUCUUCUUUUUCUUCAUCUUCCCCGACCUCCGUCCAUUCACUCGUAGCAGUGCGUGUCGAUACCGGUUUGGCGUCGCAAACGACGAAUCCGAGCAACAGAGGCUGAUUAUGGCGACACAGCGAGAAGGGGAAGAGUCUCAAGAAACUACUACUACUCCGCCGGCUGGCCUAUCGGAAUUGGUGCGGGAACGAUAUAGGAAGAUCAAGGAGCAUGCUGAAACUUAUCCUUAUGUGUGGGCGUCUUACACGCUUGUUUACGGCGGUUUGGCACUUUGGACUAUUUACAGAUAUAGAAAGCUUCGUAAGACAGAGGAUCGAGUGCGAUCCCUUCAAGAAAGACUCCGCAAACUUGUUGAAAAUGAAGAAUCAGCUAACUCUGGUACAUCUGUUAGGAAGGCUCCAACUUCUGAUGAUAAAGUUCCUAAGUAGAUACACAAAAAACAAAGUUUACAUGCGGUUUGCAAAUGCAUUAUCAAGGAUUUUGUUGAACUAGCUAGUAAUUGAGGAAGAUAUUGUAUGGAAGUUGGGAGAAAAAAAAAUCAGAUAUCAAUUCAAUUCUUUACACUGUUUUUAUUAGAAUGUGGAUUUAAGAUCCUAUUUUCUUUUAAUAAUGUAAAGGCUAAAUG
Molecule: messenger RNA, 678 nt
Organism: Hibiscus syriacus
Lineage: Eukaryota; Viridiplantae; Streptophyta; Magnoliopsida; Malvales; Malvaceae
Exons: 3
Coding region: 161-481 (106 amino acids)
Source: RefSeq, a predicted model, not a curated record